GCGCGAGAAUCAACUAAGCACUGGCCCAGCACGGUGCCUGCGUUUCUUUUAUAGCGUGACUUUUAAAUCACAUCGCGGCGCCAAAUUGAAAAUUAAACAAAUUGUUCUAUGUUCUUUGGUUGUGGGGUCAGUCGUCUGGAGCGCCAACAUGUAACAUCCAACAUGUUGAGGCGAGCCGAACAGCAUACAUACCAAAUAGCUGGUCGCACAGAGGCGCAAUGCUGAGUAUUUCUAGUCUGACAAUGGAAGUGUGAAUACCUUUGCGUAGAAAAGCGGUUCAGCGUUAUCGGUCAGCGGUCAGUGUCCGUUCAUAGAAACAUUUAGGACAAAUUAAGUUUUUAAUAAAAAUAAAAUUAAUAAAGUGAAAAAUAAAUUAAAUAUUUGCAUCCCUAAGUGAAAAGUGCUGCGGCUUUAAGCAUGUGAUAACUUGGACAUUUCUGCGACUAAUAUAUCGCUGAUUUAAUAGUGAAACAAUAGUGCGGUGGUAAACUUUCUGCGUUCAAGCCAUGUUAAACAUGAGUCAUGUAAUAAACAUUUAGUGACUGUGAUGACCUAAAUGUUACACAUUCGACACGCACAGCUAGAUGCUCAUAAAACCGUUCAAUGAAAAACGGAGCAUUUGUGCGUACAACAUUCUAGUGCUACAAACCAUAUCACAUACAAAUCUACAAUAAAAGCAGCGAAAUAGAAGUCAUAGCUGCCAAGGAGUCAGGGCGUCCGAAAUGGAUGCGCGAAAACAGAAGCGGCUUGGCGCCGCGCCAAUUGCAUCGUUCGAGAAGUCGUUUGAGGAAACGGGAGCAACGGGCAACACGGCCCACACCAGCACAACAAGCGCUAUGACAGGCAGCAGCUCAGCCACAGCAGUAACGGUUAUACCAGCAGCGUCUUUCUCGGGUUCAACGAAGUUCAACGCGUCGCAGGAACAUGAGACGCUUGCCAAGGACAUUCACAACAAUGGAGAGAUGUUGAUGGAGCCACGCGAGCACAUUAAUAAAACAGCUGCGGACACAGCAACCACAUUGGGGAAGGCAAGAAAUGCCCAAGCAGAACAACCUAGUAUUGCCGUAUCGUUGUCGGAAAGUGCUGUUGUUGCAACAGACGCCAUCGCUGCCGCCGCUGCAGUCAGCCCAAGCAAUAGAUCUAAACACGAAGGCAACAAUACGAGGCGACCACCUCCUUUAAAGUCGACCACCUGCGCCAGCACUACAGCAGGUGGCGGCGACACUGUCGGUCAGCCUCAAACGCAGCAUCAGCAGCUGGCGGCUGGAGUAGGAGGCGCGUACAAAGGAGCCACCACACUUGCCACACCAUCCACGCCCCGUAUCGAACUGAGUCGUGCAUCGUCGUCAUCGCAUCACGAAGAGGACAGCCGGGAAAGCAGUCCGGAGAAUGUGUUCGAACAGGUUGGCACUGGCACCCUACAGGAAACAAUCGGACUGGGCUUUCGCGAAGAGGGCGCCCUGGAGCUACGAAGCUCAACCGAGGAAUUGUACUUUAUGGAUCCGGAGCAGAAGAAGGAAGAGCAGGAGAAGAUACAACAACAGCAGCAAGUAAAACGCUCCUCCCCGCACAUCUUCAAAUUCGACGAUCAUCAAAGCUAUUUGCAACAGCACCAGCGUAAAGACUCGGCCAGUUCCGAGGUCGCUGCAUUGCUUUGUAUUUCCGGACGCACAAGUCGCAUAUCUAGCGUUGGCAGUCAGGGUUCGGCUGUGAGUCGACUCUCAGCGGUAUCGGGCGUUUCACGUUCGCCUUCACCUCAUCGCAUGCUUUUGGAGACAUCAUUUUGUGGUCCAAAGCCUUUGGAAAACGUAGUGGACGGUCGAGUUUCAACCACCAUUGAACCACCGACUGUUGAAUUACUUGAACAAGUUUUGCUGUCACGUAAGCACGAUCCAACACAGGCAGUGUUGGCGGAAGGUAUUACAGUGGAGAGUUCACCGAAGAAGAAGCCGAUAUCGCUUUCAAACGGUGAAGCUAAACCGCCAAUGAAAAGUACUAAGAAAGCAGAGCGACCCAAUGCCGUAGCUAUUGCACCUAGUGGUGUUGCAAAGCCAGUUAUGGGGGCUCAGCGAAGAAGUAGUAAAAGCCCUGGACAAAUGGUAAUUGGAAAAACACCCAGCGGCACCGAGUAUAUACGCAUUAACCUGAAGCCUGACUACAUGUAUAACGACAAAGGUAUUGCCCCCCAUGAGAAAAUUGUGGAGGCUCCUAACAGCAUUGCUCCACUUUAUUCGCGAAGUCAAAAGAAACCUGCUUCAUUAAGUUUAGGUCGGACCGCUGUGGAUGAAAAUCGGCUUACACCCACGGCUAGUCCUAAACCCACGCGACACGGUGCAUUGACUAAGGAUACACACGGUAGUCGUUCACCUUCACCAGCCACUGUUUCAGUUUCGAGAAAGAGUUCAUUUAGUUCGCUGUUUCGACUAGGCGGUAAAGACUCACCUGAUUCACCCCGUGAACGUUCACGAUCCCGCAGUAAAAGUAAAGAACGCCCGACGCCACAGUCACAAAACGUUACACCAAGUAAACAGAAAUCCGUUUUAGCGAUUUUCAAACCAGGGAAACGUGGAAGUAAUGCAGGCGCCGAUGCUAAGUCUUCGAAGAGCUCCUCACCUAUCGAUGGGCAUGAGCUUCAGCAACAGAUGCAACAAAUGCGCAGUAAGUCACACACUCCAUCAUCGACUACCACUGGAGGUGGAUCUCGCCCUGCCAGUAGGUUACGUUAUUACGAUGAACCUGUGGAAGGCGUAAUACACAUACCUCUUCAUACCCCACCAGAGGAAAAAGAAGCACGCAAGCUAUUGCACGGUAUCCAACAACUUAAUGCCGAGCCGAUGCGUCCGGUUCCAACUGCAAUAACUGCUAGCCAGCUUGCAGCGGCCGCUGCUGCUUUGAAACCAGUGGGCGCUCGUAAAGGUUCAGGAAGUGGAUCUUCAGGCAGUGGCCAAUCGCAACCACGUUCACAACAGGUGGAAAAACUACAACGCCUUGAAAAUCUUGAUGCAAUACACACUCUUUCGCAAGAAGAUGACAAUAAAGAACGUACUUGGAGUCUGGAAGUGAACAAGUACAGCUCACAGGACUCACAGGAGACAGCUGGUUCUGAAACCAGCUACGCAAGUGCUAUAAAAGUCAAUAUUCGUUCAAAUUUGGCCAAUGUUAAAGAAAAUGUGGUGCAAGAAAAUGGCAUGGCAGCGGAAGCUGAAAUUCAUCGUUUACCCUCUGUGGAUAGUGGCGGUGAGACGAAGAUCGUUGAGACUGUAGCUACAGUCAAUGUAAACAUUACACAAGUUCAGCCUGAAAAUGAACAUACAAAAGAAAAGCGUCGAUUACUUUUCACCACACGUUUAGGUUCAGGUAGUCAGGAUCCAAUAUUUUCUACACAAUUUAGUAUUUCUAAAACCGAAAGUCAAUCCAGCCAACUUUCAGAGCAGGUUCAAGAGACAAUAAUAGAAAGCCCUGGCUCAGAGACUUUACAUAGGCAAGGCACAGUAAUCCGUCGCUCAGAGGAAGAAGUGGAAUUGAAUGCUUCAACAAAAAUACAAGAAUCUAAAGAGUCUGUGAAAUUGCCGCCGAAACGACGGAGCUCUACGGAGAUUUCAGCUCGGCGGCAGAAAUCGAUUUCCACAUCAGAAGACGAAAAGCAUAUUGUGCAAACAACAGUGACUGCAGUGGUUAUGCGUCGUAAGGAAUCACAUGAGCAACCACGGAGAAAAUCACGCUCUACUUCCGAAGACGAUGCAGAUGCUGGUGGUGGGAUUGUGAAUCAACGACAUUCACGUUACUUGGAAAAUUUCGAUGUGCGAAAAAAGUAUCAUGAGAAUGUGCCACGAAAACCUAAAAGGCAAAGUGUUUCGGAACCAAAACAUGGUGACAGCACGGAGGAUACGAUUGUUCACGUCGCAGAACAGCGUGACGACCAAAAGUUAUCAAAACAACAUCAGCAACGGAAACCGACACUGCCUCAACCACCACCACCAUCUACAGCUCCUUCACCAUCACCUCCCCCAACUGCUCCAUCCGUGUCUGGAAGUCGUUCGCCAACGCCCACACAACGUGUACCGCGCUCACAAUCACAGUCACCAGUAGAUCGCUCCGGAAAACAAACGCCCGUUAAACCACCACGAACCUCUACACCCACACGUCGCUCACAAGGCUCUCAUGUCGGAACAGAAAGACAAUCAAUGCCUUCAACCGAUGAACCAGUCGAAUCAUCUGAAAGCGAACGAGACUCGGAUCUAGCUGGCGGCUCGUCAGCUGCAGCCGAUCCUAAGCGCCGGCAUUUGCCUCGUCAUGUUGGGACAAUUGAAGAUCACGAAAGCACAGGACUCGUGUCGCAAGAGUCUUUUGACGAGCUUCCUUAUGUGCCAACCACGUUACCAGAGGAACGUGCACAUGGUGUGCCACUUGUUCCCAUGAAAGAUCGAGCCAAUAUGGAAUUGAAAACAUGUCCCGUGGAACGACCACGCUCUACUACACCACUGAAUCCUUCACACUUAGAGGAAUAUUGUGGAAUAGUUACACCUCAGGAACAAACAUAUGAACUUAGCGGUUCAGUUCCAGUUCGUGGUGAAAAACUCCGAAUAAGUUUGCCACGAAAAGACUCUACAAAAGAGCGAGUACAAAGCGCAAAGUCCCCUCGACGACCAUCUAAUACCAGCGGCAAAUCCUGGUUUGAGUUUGCCGAAGAAGGUCUUCGUGCUACUUCGUCAAAUUUGGAACGUAAGGACUCCAAUAAACAAUUGCUGCAGCAGCAGACACAACCCGAAUUGGAAAUCAAAACCAAAGUUGCUGUAAGCAUAGCAACAACAACUACCGUGCAGACCACGCAAACACAAAUCACACCAACGUCGGGCACCACAACAACACAACGAAAACUCUCCGGACACUGGAUAGAUUUCGAAAACAUACCAGAAAAGCGCAAGCCACCAAAACGAAUCACGGCUUUACCCAAAGAUGGUGUAGUAACUAGCACCAGCAGUAGCCGAGUUCAUGCCACCACAUCGAGUGUUCAACAUAUAUCGCAGCCCCAGAUGCAUACACAUGGUCAUGGACAUGACCAUCAACAAGCACAACCUGAUGUGACAAUGGAUGGCAAAAUUCAUUACAACUAUGUAAAGCCGGAGGAUUGUCAAUGUGAGUGUCAUGAAGCCAAACGUGAAGGUGGCACAGGCGCCGGAGCGGACGACAACGCGAGCGCGGCCAUUGCAGACGAUGAGGUGGAGGGUGUCACAAGCAGCAAAUCCAUAACCAGUGUUGAUCUGCUACAACAAGGAGAGGACAUGUUGCCAUUACUGGAUCCCGAUACACAAGAUGGAAUUGAACCAAGUGAUUCGUCGCGUGAGUAUAGUUGCUACACGGAUGACGAGAUGGACGUGCCAAUGCGACGGACAAGUUCAAGUCGCUCAAAAGGAAGUUCCUCCAAGUUGGACGAGUUUCCGCGGCGUGAUGUUUCGCACAGUCCUCGAAAUCGAAAGUUUCCAGACAAUCGCAAGUGAGGCCGUCGAAGAUUCAACAACGAGUUGCUGGAUUCACCACUCACGCGUAUUAAGUUCUUAAGUUAAAUUUCUUAUGAGGAAUUCUUAGCUUACUUAGAUAACACUCGAAUGCCUUUCUGUUUUGUUAGCGCGGUUUUAACUCGUAGUUAUCCUUUAAAAUCAGCUAGUAAAAUAUUUAUAAUAUAUAUCUACAUUUAAAUACAUAGUUAAAUUUGUGAGGUUUUGUUGAGGCGACCAGAUGCUUAGAAUAUGUUAAUGUUUUUUGUAUAAAAACCCAUCUAACGGAGGAUUAAUUCUUUAUCUCAACUUAAGCCUUUAAUCAUUUCAAAAUGCCAGCUACCGGUAUCGGACCAAGGCACAUUGAAUGGAUAGCAGGCAAUCCUAUAUUUGGAAUUUUUAAUUUAGUUCCUCAGUUUAUUAUAAUAUUAAGCAUUGCAUUUUGUUAUUUUCGUGCUCCUGCUACUAUCUCUGCAGGGUUCCUUGCGUGACAUAGAAAAUCGAAUACUUUUUCUUGUGAACAAAGAGACUUAUAAUAUGAACAUUGUUUAAGCUCUAAUAUCAGAAGUUAUUAAUCACUUUACAAAUAUGAAAUCAGCUAGUGCUUGCAUACAUAUUUAUAACUACUACAACUACAAGUAUAUACAAUACAUACAUUAAUACAUAUUCAAAUUACAUUCAUACAUACAUACAUACAUAUUGUACCAAUUACUUGCCCAUAAGUACAUACAUGGAAUUAGCUUAGUUAAAUGAGAGUUUUAAUGAAUUUUGGUGUACAGGAAAAAACACUAAAACCAAACAGACAAAGACACAUUUUGAAUGAAAUAUUCAAGCUGAAUUCUUUCGAAAACUCAAAAUAAUCACAGCAUCUCAAUGUUCGAACAUUUUUUUCUUGCUAAUGAACCGUUUCCCAACUUCGAUGGAUUAGAUAAAAGAAAACCAAAGUAUCAAAGUAUUAGCAACCAGAUUAGCAGCAUAUGGAAUUUGAAACUAAGAUUUGAAAACUUCUUAUGAUAUUACUGGCUCCUUUAGGAUUAGGAAUUGUGCGGAACCCGAUAAAGUUGUUUGAAAAAUAUCAAUAAGUAAGCGUUGUUGUUGUUGUUUUCAAUAGAGUGUAAGCAAAAGAGAUCCUAUUCAAAGUUCUAGAUGUUUAUGCAUGUAUUUUUGUAAAAACAUACAAAACCUGAACCCCGUAACGUUAGCGUACGAGCAACCGAAGGAGUACUAGGCACCCAUGAAUCCUCCCCCAAAUUAAAAUGAAAAAACCUACGGUGACCGGCUUCUCGCUAAAUCACCAAGCGAAAACAAUUAAAAAAUGUGCACUAGUGUUAUAAAUCUGACCUUUCCCGUUCAAGUAAUCCAAGCUUCGUUUGAGGCCACUGCAUAAAGCGUUUGGUGUCUACAGUGACUGAUAAUCACUUACUUAAACUUCGGUUAAAAUUGUACGAAAUUUCUCGCUUUCUAGGGCUAUGUUUUGGCUAACUAUGCUACCACUAUUCAACACUGGCAUCAAUAUUUCCAUUUCGAAACAACUUUUUCUAUCCGAUUUCCUAUUUCAACUAACAAAAUGUCACAGCUCCGUUUAUAACAUACAGGAGCGGAUCCACGGAUUCAAAAAGUUAAAAGUUAUGCAUUAUUGCCAUCAUAAGUGACACUCCGCGAAGAGGCGGACUUUGAGUUCCCAAAAUUGUACUUUGGAUGAUAACAUACUAUAUACAUAUGUAUGUAUACAGUUCGAGAGUUUUCUUAAAAUCGUAAAAUUAGCAACGUGUUUCUAUAUUCCCCUAAAUGCUUGUUAUUUUUUUUUUCAAUCUAGUCAACGAUUCGAUUCGUUCAUAUAUAUAAAAAGUUUUUUAAUAAGUCAGACAAUUUUGAUAAAGCAUACUUGCGUACCACGAAAUCACAUACCCGAACCUACCAUUACACUAUUGUCAAACGGAAGAUGUGUGCAUGCGCAUGGAGUCCUUAAAAUCCCAUUAAAAUUAUUACGAUAAUAAUUAAAAUGUUAUUCGAAUUACUACAGACGAAAUGCAUACAUACGUACGAGUAUGUACUCAUACAUACAUA
Bactrocera dorsalis (oriental fruit fly) is the source of this 7562-nucleotide messenger RNA. Its product is annotated as serine-rich adhesin for platelets. The coding region runs from base 723 to 5498 and encodes 1591 amino acids. Lineage: Eukaryota; Metazoa; Arthropoda; Insecta; Diptera; Tephritidae. The transcript is spliced from 7 exons. The record is from RefSeq and is a predicted model, not a curated record.